Candoia aspera is the source of this 529-nucleotide messenger RNA. RefSeq names its product NADH:ubiquinone oxidoreductase subunit S5 (gene NDUFS5). The record is from RefSeq and is a predicted model, not a curated record. Bases 82 to 387 code for a protein of 101 amino acids. NCBI's taxonomy places the organism in Eukaryota, Metazoa, Chordata, Lepidosauria, Squamata, Candoiidae. Gene Ontology annotation, biological process: mitochondrial respiratory chain complex I assembly. The transcript is spliced from 3 exons.
GCGAGCGUCGUGAAAGCGCGAGGGUUGCGCGACGGCCGCGGUGUCGCAAAAGUCUGGCAAGGACGGCGGCGAGAGGCAGCCAUGCCAGUUCUUGAUCUCCAAAACCAGCUGGGACUUAACCUAGACAGAUGGAUGCUCCACCAGAGCAGCAAGCAGCCCUUCAAGCAGGCCAGUCUGUGCCACACGUUUGAGAAGGACUGGCUGGAGUGUUCAGAGGGCAUCGGGCUGACGCGUGCCAAGGAGGAGUGCCGGCUGGAGUUCGAGGACCUGAACGAGUGCGUGACCAGGCGCAAGAUGGUGCAACGCAUGCAAGCCAUCUUGAAGCAGAGGCAGAUAAUGAUUAAGGAGGGGAAAUACACGCCCCCCAACUACGAGAGUGACAAAUGAGAGAUCAACUGCUGAACUUCGGCUGCUGAUCCCCAAGGAGAAAAUGUCCCUUGCGCUCCGGGAGCUGAAGAGCCCUGCUCCUAGUUUAUUGUUAAGGAAUGGUUUAGGUGGAGCCUUUUAUUUCUCUUUGUUUCUAUUCCAG